Molecule: messenger RNA, 177 nt
Organism: Phytophthora sojae
Lineage: Eukaryota; Oomycota; Peronosporomycetes; Peronosporales; Peronosporaceae
Exons: 1
Source: RefSeq, a predicted model, not a curated record
UUUGAGGCGAAGUGGGCGUCGUGUAUCGAUAUGUGGGCGAAUCACGCCAGGGGAAAGUUUUUCACUGCGGGCAAUACGACUACGAACCGGAUUGAGUCGAACUGGAAUCAGGUGAAGCUGUUGAUUGGGAAGAAGCCGCGAUUGGAGGUGACUAUUAGUGGGCUACUUGCUCACCAA